Molecule: messenger RNA, 726 nt
Organism: Suillus bovinus
Lineage: Eukaryota; Fungi; Basidiomycota; Agaricomycetes; Boletales; Suillaceae
Exons: 3
Coding region: 1-726 (241 amino acids)
Source: RefSeq, a predicted model, not a curated record
AUGAUGAGCACAUCAACAUAUGGCAUUUUGCCAUCGGUCAGCUCAUUGAGUGCCUUCCCUACACCAUGCCUCCAACCGCAUAUGGAUAAUCUCUUGGACAACAAUCUUGCAGGUAAUGUCCUGUGGGAAGAAACAGAUCUCCCUGCCAUCAGCCCUUCUGUCAUGGAUCACCUGAUCCACAUAUUGAGUCUCAACAUCUCGGAUAUCGAGAAGAUUACCUACACUAGCAGAGUGUCUAUAUUCACUGGUUGCAAGUGGGAACUCGAUAAAAAUGCGAAGAAACAGACGCCAAAGCAGAAGCAGACACAAGACAAUUCUGAUCUAGAAGAGUGUGAGGAUGGUGAAGGGUCCUCUGUGUCAGUGGAACCUGACAUCAGCGACCAGACCUCAGGCUGCCUUGAAUAUAACCCCCAAAAACCAGAUGGAAAGCCAUUCCCGAAGUGGUCUGAAGAGCAAAAAUGGGCACUUCUCUUCACUACCAUCUACACAGUCAUGCGCAUGGCUUACAAGAAGGGAGCAACCACCAAAGGUUAUCUCAUGAUGCGAGUGUAUGACAAUGCCAUCAUCAUUGAUGAUGAGAGCAAGAAAAGUGGAGGCGAAGCUGGUAAUAAAGCUUCAGGUCCAGAGAGUGCCGAGGAUGAGCAAAAGAGGCUCAUGAAAGAAUGGGUAUCACCUGUUUACACAUUCUUUGGCCCAUCUCCCUGCAUCACUGAAGUUGGUGGUUGA